This is a messenger RNA of Fomitopsis serialis, 1045 nucleotides long. RefSeq names its product class I glutamine amidotransferase-like protein. Lineage: Eukaryota; Fungi; Basidiomycota; Agaricomycetes; Polyporales; Fomitopsidaceae. Bases 119 to 931 code for a protein of 270 amino acids. The transcript is spliced from 3 exons. Gene Ontology annotation, cellular component: nucleus; cytosol. The record is from RefSeq and is a predicted model, not a curated record.
CAUUGGUACUGAUUCAGUUCGUUUUCCUCAUUAUGAUCGGCUGCGAUGUAAUUCACAACUAUAUCAUCAUCCUCAGACCCUCAACUUACACUCAUACAGACUAGGAUUGGCAUCUAUCAUGACAUCCACUACUUCGCCCAUCCGCAUCGCGCUCUUCCUCUGCGAUAAGCCCAUCGCCACCGUCCAAGCAACCGAUGGAGACUACACCUCGAUCUUCGACACACUCCUCCGCAAGUCUCUUCCGGCAUCGGAGGCGGGCGUGGAAUACUCGCUUGACCCGUAUGACGUCCGCGAGGCCCUGCAAUACCCGGAGAACAUCGACGACUAUCGCGCGAUCAUCCUGACGGGUUCUGCCGCGUCCGCGUACGAGAACCUCGAGUGGAUCAAUCGACUCGUGGAUUAUGUCCGCGAUGUCGCGACAAACAAGCCGCACAUAAAGUUAAUCGGGAUUUGUUUCGGUCACCAAAUCAUAGCGCGUGCACUAGGGGGCGAAUGCGUUCCCAGUGGCAAUUGGGAAAUCAGCAUCACAGAGCUCCAGCUCACUGAUAUCGGCAAGAAGCUCUUCGGUGCGGAUAGCCUGAACAUCCACCAGAUGCACCGUGACCACGUCCCCACCGUCCCGCCGUCAUUCCACCUCCUCGGCUCGACCAGCAUCACACCCAACCAGGGCAUGGUCCGUCUGCGUGACUCCGCCAACCCGGACGACUUCAAGCCAGAGGACGUGCAGAUAUUCACGGUCCAGGGGCACCCCGAGUUCACGGAGCGCAUCGUGACGAAGAUCAUCGACGCGCGGCAGGGUACGGGUGUGAUCGGCGGGGACAUCGCGGAGGACGGGAAGAGGCGGGUCGUGCUCAGGAAUGACGGCGUGGAUGUUGUCGGGAAUGUCAUCUGGCGAGUGAUAGGAGUAGGUUCCGAGGGCACUGGCAGCUAGCGGGUAAUACUUACAGUGGUCAGUUCGGUAUGUAUGGACGUAUGCUUAGCGAGUUGCAUGGAAAUUCCACUUGCUAGUGGGUCCUAUUACCGCGCUAGAAUACGGAUAAUGGAC